AUGGAAAAUGAGAAUAAUAAAGUUAAGAAAAAAGUAGAUCCAAAUAAAUGGGCAGAAUCUUUUUUUUCAAAAUGUAACAAAGAAGAAAAUAAGGAAGAGAAAGUUUUAGUAAAUUUUGAUGAGGAUCUUUUUCUUUCUAUGGUUAAACCUUCUGGAUUUUAUAAAAUCCCAAUAUUUUAUAAAUAUAUAAGAAAUGAUGAUAUUGAUAAAAAGUGGAAAGAUCUAAGAGGUAUUUUAACAAGAGAUUAUAUAAAGAAGAGUAAAUUGGCUCAAAGACAAGGGAAAAAAAACUUAUAA
Messenger RNA from Cryptosporidium muris RN66, 297 nucleotides. RefSeq lists its product as uncharacterized. Lineage: Eukaryota; Apicomplexa; Conoidasida; Eucoccidiorida; Cryptosporidiidae. The record is from RefSeq and is a predicted model, not a curated record. The transcript has a single exon. The coding region runs from base 1 to 297 and encodes 98 amino acids.